CACUAUCAUCUCAAAUUUACAUAUUCUUCCCCGGUCAGAUCCGCAACACAUAAACCCUAUAUCGAGUUCGAGGUUCAAGUCAAUUUCUGUAUUCCCAAAUUGAUUUGUAUCAUAAUCUUCUAAUUUUAUUUCAUUUUCUUUGCGUACAGUAUAUGCUUUUUACUUAGCGCACGAAUUAAACAAAUUACCCCAAAAUUCUGGUGGAAAAAUGAGCUCUUUAGCUUCGUUUUGGUGAAGAAAUAGCUUAUUCAAUUCAGAAGCUUUUGAGCGAUGGAUAAACAUGGAUUUAUUGCCGCUAUUUUCAUUUUAUUAAUUGUCUCAAACACUAGCAAUGCAUCUUUAAUGUUUAAUAUCCGGAGAUUAAUACUCGGUUCUAAAAACACCACUUCCACAAAUUUACAGGUUUCGCCGUUGGUAAGUCCUGUCAGUGGUCCUGUAAAUGCUGGAAAGUCUGAGAAAGAUAAGCACAAUGAAUCCGAGGUUAGUAAGCAGAACAAUACUUCGUCAACUGUGGAUUCGAAGGGCUUCAAGAAAAAGGACGAUGAUAUUGAUAAAAAUAGAAACCAUACGGGCACUUCAAGCCAACCGGAUGGUGUGAAGAAAGGUGUAUUGGACGAUAAAGGGAAGGGGAAGGUGGAAAAUAUCACGAAAACGCAGUUGGGCAGUAAUGAUAGUUGUGAGGGAUCACAGAGGAGCUGCAGAGACGAGGCUAUGCUUGCUUGCAUUUAUACCUCCAAAAAGGGUUCCAAAGAACUGUUCAUUUUGGUGCAAAAUGAAGGGGAAAGCAAUUUGAAAGUUAAUGUCAAUUUCCCCAAUUCUAAGGAAAAUGGAUUAUCAGCUUAUGAAGUACCAAACAACCAAAUUAAAAAGAUUCAUAUCCCUUCAAACCUGGGCAAAAGCAGCAAGAUAAUAUUAAGUUCCGGAAAUGGGAACUGUGUGUUUGUCUUGGAUGGUUCUGUUUCUGUAGAGAACUUCCUCCGGCAGUUCUCUUCCUACUCUAGACAGGUGACCCCUAUUUAUGUUGCAUACUUCUUCUUUCUAUUCGCUUUGCUUUGUGGAGGGACAUGGGCUUGCUGCAAGUUAAAGAAGAGGAGUGUGCACGAUGGUAUCCCAUAUCAGGAGCUUGAAAUGGGCUUGCCAGAAUCCACUUCAGCUGUCAAUGUGGAGACAGCAGAAGGUUGGGAUCAGGAUUGGGAUGAUGAUGAUUGGGAUGAGGAAACUGCAGUAAAAUCACCUGGAGGGCACAAUAUCAGGAGUAUCUCUGCAAAUGGCCUUACUUCAAGGUCUUCUAAGAGAGAGGGAUGGAAUAAUGACUGGGAUGAUUAGCAAAACAUGUUUGAAAAAAUGGGAAUCAGGAGAAAAUCUGCAAGAAGAAGACACAUGACAUACGGGUUAAAGAAAUAGAAAAUGAGAAGAAUCCCUUUGUAUUUAAUAUUUCUCAUCUUUUUCUCCCACAGAAUUUCUUGCAUAUAAUUUUGCAUGCAUCAUGUGUACUGAAAAAAAUUUUGGAGUCCAGAAAGUUUUCAUUUAUAGAAAAUUUGGCACUGUGAUUAUUGCGAUAAAUUAUUUAUAAGGAUUGCAGUUGUAAAAAUUUGCCAUAUGCUUAUUGUCUAUUUCACUUA
This is a messenger RNA of Olea europaea var. sylvestris, 1622 nucleotides long. RefSeq lists its product as uncharacterized. The transcript is spliced from 4 exons. NCBI's taxonomy places the organism in Eukaryota, Viridiplantae, Streptophyta, Magnoliopsida, Lamiales, Oleaceae. The record is from RefSeq and is a predicted model, not a curated record. Bases 271 to 1326 code for a protein of 351 amino acids.